AAACCAAAAUAAACAAGAAUUAUAAUCCAAAAUUAGAAGCCAAAAAAAAAAAAAAUCAUAACUGACCGCUUUAGCUCUCUCUCACUAGCGGAAACCCAAAGAGAAACUGCAGAAAAACUGCCGAAAACGGGGAGUUUGAGGAGGGAAGAAUGAAAGAGAAGAUGCAGUGGCCGUGGCCGUGGCGGAGGCGGAAAGUGGUGGUGGUGGUGGUGCUGAGGAAGUUGCUAACGUGCGCUAUAUGUGUAAUAGCUUUGAUGGGAUUGCUUUCUGUUCGCGUACAGGUGUUUCCUUCUUCUAAAGUCUCCGACUUGUCUGAUCCUUACAAGCUCCCUACCGUCACUCAACAGCAUGAAUUAAAUUACCAGAAAUUAAGUGCAGAGAAAAAGUGGACACAGGAGCUAACUCCGCCUCAUUUAUCGAAAGAGCAGGCUCCGCCUCAUCUAUCCAAAGCUCCUCUUUCGUCUCACAAGUUGAAUGGUGCCAAUGGAAGUCUGGAUUUUGAGAAGUUGUGGAAGCAACCUUCUAAUCGCGAUUUCGUGCCCUGUGUGCAGCCCGGUUCUAAUUAUACGGCCCCUGAUGAGUCAAGAGGCUACCUUCUAGUUCAUACAAAUGGUGGGCUCAACCAAAUGCGAGCUGGGAUAUGUGACAUGGUUGCUGUAGCCCGUAUAAUAAAUGCCACCCUUGUAGUUCCAGAACUUGAUAAACGGUCAUUUUGGCAAGAUACUAGCAAUUUCUCUGAUGUUUUUGAUGAGGACCAUUUUAUUAAUGCUCUGGCUAAUGAUGUUAAAGUCAUAAAAAAGCUUCCUAAGGAUUUGUCUUCUGCUACCAAAGUAGUUAUGCAUUUUAGAAGCUGGUCUGGUUUGGAGUACUACCGGGAUGAAAUAGCUAGUCUGUGGGAAGAAUUUCAGGUUAUUCGAGCCGCUAAAUCUGAUUCUCGCCUAGCAAACAACCAUCUGCCUCCUGACAUACAAAAGCUUCGCUGUCGUGCUUGCUACAAAGCACUUCGUUUUUCCCCCAAAAUUGAAGCAAUGGGGAAAUUGUUGGUUGAUCGAAUGAGAGCAUAUGGUCCUUUCAUUGCGUUGCAUUUACGAUAUGAAAAAGACAUGCUUGCCUUUAGUGGUUGCACACAUGGUUUAUCUGAUGUUGAAGCUGAAGAGCUAAGGACAAUCAGAGAAAACACUGCCUAUUGGAAAAUCAAGGACAUUAAUGCAACGGAACAGAGAUCCAGAGGAUAUUGCCCCUUAACCCCAACAGAGGUUGGGAUUUUUCUAACUGGUCUGGGAUACCCAUCAAACACCCCUAUAUACAUUGCUGCUGGAGAGAUAUAUGGGGGUGAUACUCAUAUGGCUGAUCUACGGUCUCGCUAUCCCAUUUUAAUGAGCAAGGAAAAAUUGGCUUCUGUUGAGGAGCUUGAACCAUUCACCAACCAUGCAUCUCAAAUGGCUGCACUCGAUUACAUUGUAUCUGUGGAAAGUGAUGUCUUCAUUCCAUCAUACUCUGGAAACAUGGCAAGAGCAGUUGAAGGGCACCGUCGAUUUCUGGGACAUAGGAAAACCAUCUCUCCUGACAGGAAAGCACUAGUCCGCCUAUUUGACAAAAUCGAAAAGGGGUUAUUGAUGGAAGGCAGAAAGGUUUCCAAUCGAAUCAGUGAAAUACACAAAAAACUGCAAGGAUCACCGAGGAGGAGAAGAGGUCCUGUAUCAGGAACUAAGGGCAUGGACAGGUUUCGUUCAGAAGAAGCAUUUUAUGUAAAUCCGUUACCCGACUGCUUGUGCAAGAGGGUAUCUGAGAAUGUAAAUGCAUCUACUGCCAGUAUGAGAUGAUAGAUGAGAUACUGCACAAACAAAUGCAUUUUUAUCGAAGAUCCCCAAUCUCGUUGUGUGGUGGCACCUGGCUUACGGUAAUGUUAAUUGUUAUCUGUUAUCGAUGAAUCAGAUAUAUUCAUAUGGCUGGGGGGGGGGGGUUCCACUGCAAGAAUGGGGGACGCGGAAGUGUAUAUAUUGUUGAGUUUUAGGAAAUUGAUUCCGAUUCGACAAGGUAUUUUAGCUAAGGCUAAAACGAGGGGAAGGAAAUUCACAUGCUCUAGUGAUGUUUAAUUACUUUGGCUAGGAUUCUGCAGUGCCAUAGGUGGCAUUUCAUAAUUUGUGCACAUGAUAUUUGUACUACCGCUUAAAGAAAUAAUAAUUAAUGUGAACUAUUUCCAUCUAUUAAUUUUCAA
Molecule: messenger RNA, 2218 nt
Organism: Gossypium raimondii (Peruvian cotton)
Lineage: Eukaryota; Viridiplantae; Streptophyta; Magnoliopsida; Malvales; Malvaceae
Product: O-fucosyltransferase 7
Exons: 13
Coding region: 150-1823 (557 amino acids)
Cellular component (GO): cytoplasm
Source: RefSeq, a predicted model, not a curated record